UUAUCUGUACCCUCACAUACUUCUGGCCCACCCACACUUUGUUGAAUUUUGAUAAGAAAAAUAUUGGUUUGUGUUCAUCGUAAGCACGUAUCGUUGCCAUAUUUACUACAGUUAUGGUUGUGCGUCGAAACAAUUCGCGCUGUGAACGUGAUUUCAGUUCUUUCUCUAUCGUAUUGUCAAUGUGAAACGAGUGUUUGCUGUGGUUUCGUCAGCGGGUGUUAACAUCAGAAACAGUUACGUGUUUUGCAAUUAAUUCGUCCGCCCACUCGACCGUCAGUAGAAGCGGGUGUACACGGCGUGCGUGAUGAUACUGGGUGCUAGAUAGUGCAGUUGAUUUGGGACAGAUUCGGAUAUGUCGCUCCAGAAAAGUGUUAAAAGUGCCGGAGGGGAUCGGAGCGAGCAGGCGGACACCACUUCUAUAUGUUCCUCGGUGACCACCCAGCCUGACAGGCAUGGGUUUUUUGGAGGUGCUCAAUACAGUCCCGAACCUAAAAGGACAGUGUCUCCCAGCACGAUCCUAAAACGCGAGCAGAAAUGGCUGCGCAUGCUCAAUAAGUGGGAGGCCUUCAUGAGCAAGAACUACAAGAAAGUGCGGGAGAGAUGCAGAAAAGGUAUACCAGCAUCAGUCCGUCCCAGAGCGUGGCUCUACCUCUGCGGCGGCGAACUCCUCAUGAAGAAACACCCCACAGAGUACGAGGAGCUGCUGGCGGCGCCCGGCGACCCGAAAUGUAUGGAUGACAUCAGGAAGGACCUACACCGACAGUUCCCCUACCAUGAGAUGUUCAUCAGGGAAGAAGGACCUGGGCAACAAGAGCUCUUCUCUGUUCUGAAGGCGUACUCCGUGUUCAACCCGAAGGUCGGCUACUUCCAGGCGCAGGCGCCCGUGGCGGCCUUCCUGCUCAUGCACAUGCCCGCGGUCCAGGCCUUCUGGUGCCUCGUCAGCAUCAGCGACAAAUAUCUCAGCGGUUAUUAUAACCCUGGUUUAGAGGUAUUACAACGAGACGGCGACAUCCUGCACGCGCUCCUCCGCCGCACGGCUCCCGCCGUCCAUCGCCACCUCGUCAAGCACAAAGUAGAACCCGUUCUAUACGCUACGGAAUGGUUCCUAUGUGCCCUGACACGCACGUUGCCUUGGGACAGCCUCCUGCGUGUCUGGGACUGCUUCCUUUGUGAAGGAGUCAAGGUUCUAUUCAAAGCGGCCUUAGUGAUCCUCGCGGGCGCGCUGGGCCCCGCCAAGGUGCGCAAGCGCGCCGCCGGGCUGUGCGAGACGCUGGAGGCGCUGCGCCACCCGCCCGAGGCCGUGCUGGCCGAGAAGUACCUCAUGUACCACAUGCAGCGGCUCGGCCUCACGGAGGAGGACUUCGAGUUCGAGCACCAGAGGCAGACUGCGCGCCGGCGGGCGCUGUCUAAUAGGAGUGGCAGCUGAUUCAGCGACUGUUCCUAUAAACGUUAUUCCAAGAAUAACGCGCGGGACAUAUUCAACACGCUAUGAGCUACCACGGUGCACCUGACGCGGAACGCGAACUAUUUAGUGUAUGAUAGUGAUAGUGUUGUGACUGAGUGCUUUCGGAUAACGGUAUGACAUUUCAGUUUUUUCCACGUUAACGUUUUUAACGCGUUAUUUCCGUAAAAAACGAGUGUGUUAAGGCUACCAUUUUGUUUAUGGAUUAUGUAGAAGCUUAAUUUUCUAUUGUUUUUAUAAAUUCAGGUGCUUUAAUAAAAAAUAGAUUUUUAAUAAUGGACCUGAAUUAAAAAAAUAAUCUAUUGGAAUGAAUUAUUUAAAUUAAGUUUUUUUGACUAAUAUUAUAUUUUCUCGAAUUUUCUGGUGUUUGUGACAUAAUAAUGAUGGAUAGUGUGUGCAAUAAAUUGAAGUAAACUUUGUAUUGCUCAUAUUGAACUGAAGUCAACCUAUAUUUUGUUCAGUAUUCGUGUUAUAUAAUUUUAAAUUAAAGUUAAUCAUGAACGGUAUUCUCGGUGUGAAGAAACUUUCGAUUAAGUAAUAAAGAAAAUAUGUCUGUGGUGCAGACAAACAUACCUUGAAAUGCAGAAAUUAGCAUUAUGUGAUAUGUAUUUAAAAUAGGAUACCUUAAUCACUAAUACCUAUUUAUUAAUCCCCCUCUCUCUUCUUCAUUCCCAUCUGAUUGUCGGGUCUGCUUUCCUUAUCUUUUCAUUCCACGUCGCAUGAUCGGACGUGUCGUCCACUGUAACGCCGCACCGCCUACCCAAUACCUAAUUACGUCGCAAUACCUAUUUAUUAAUAUUAUAAAUAAAAUCUAUAAUCUGUUUUUUUUUUACUACAAAGUACUACGCCAUAAUGAGUGUUCCAUACUAUUACCUAUGGGCAGUACGUUAUAGUAAAAGCAAAAUCGGUUUUUUAUUAGUAACUUAAACGUUAAGAGUUCUUUAGUAAUGAUAUGGAAUUUGUCAUUUAAUGCUAAUUUUUCCAGUUUUUUUAUAAUUGUCGUUCCAUUAUCAAAGGAGACUGUGUCAAACUGUAUAAAUAUAGAAUUGUGCAAAACCUAUAAUAUAAUUCAUAAUAUUUUGUGAUAAGCACUGUAAUUAUUAAAAUAACAUAUCUAUGUAAAUAUGAAUUAUUCUAAAGAACUUAGUGUAAAGAAAAUAAUUGAUUGGUAUAAUUUAGUGUUUACUAAUUUCAACACAUAUCCAAUGCCGACUCAGGUAUGGUAUAGUAUAUAUAGUUACUAAAAUUCAGUGCGAGUCUUCCUUUUAAAUAUAUUAAUACCAUUUUGACAUCAAAAUACACUCUUUUUUUUUAUUUUUGUCCCGAGUAUGAACUUGUGUGUGGUGGUCAAAAAUCGGGUUUGAACUCGUUUGUGCUAUACAAGAUAUAAAAAAAAUAAUGGAGAUCCGUUUAGCACCGAGCUCUGAUUAGGAAAAAGUAGAAGAAAAAAUUUAUUGACGCGAAUUUUUUUCGGCCUUUGUAUGAAGACUUAGCCCAUAGAAAAAAAAAUAUUUUGCGUCAAAAACCUAUAUUCUUAUACCUUUUCCUAAUCAGAACAGGAUUAAACCUUAAUCUGAUCCCCGUUAUUUUUGUUAUAGCCUGUAAAGAGCAGUAAAAAUCGUUCUCGAAAAAAAAGGGAAGAUAUGACUUAAUAAAGAAUACAGAACUUAAAGGUUCUGUUUCUUUGAUCUUAAAGCCGCCCCACACUAGCGUCUCCCGAGCGUCGGCGUCUAGUCAACUCUGGCUGCUGCUCGACGCAACGUCGGCGCAACUGCGCAGCGACGCCAUUUUCCAGAUCGCUGACUAGACGGCGACGCUCAAAAGACGCUAGCAGUGUUGCCAGUUGAGCGGAAGAGAAUUAUCGUAUUUGAGUCUCAAAAUUAUCGUACGCCUAUCAAAGAGGCACUACUCCCAAAAUUUCUUGCUAAAUAAGCUUGCAUGUACAAUGUAUAAUCAAACAAAAACGCAAUUUUAGUCUAAAUUGCGCAAAAAUCAGUUUUAUAUUUGUGUAUUUUUGUGAUAGAUCCAAACGGUUUACAGGAAAUUUCAAUAUUGUUGACGUAAACCAAGGAGCCGAACACCCAAAAGGUGCUUAUUGUAGCCUAUUUCUCAGGAAAGUGUCAUUAUCGUAGUUGUUUUUUUUCUUCUACGAAUCCGAGGCCAUGGCUUUUAUUGGCCUUAAUCUGUAAAAUUAAUGAUUGAAAGCACAAAUUGUAAAUUAGUUAUAUAAAGUUACUUGUAUGAGAAUUGUCGCAUGAUUUUAGUAAACAUAAUGAUAAUAACUAGCGCUUAGCCUGUACAUUUUAUACCAGUCAAUUAUCACUUUCUACGCAGAGUACAAGGGCAGCUGUAAUUAUAUGCUUAAGGCACUUUUCUAAUACGUAAUACGUGAUUGUGACUUGUAAAUAGUUUCUUAUUCAAAUUCAGCAUUUUUACCAUAAAAAAACCUAUGUCCUUAAAAUGUGGGCAAAAUCUACAAAGUAAAGAUUUAUGACCAUAACCACUACUCUAAAAUAGUGGUAAGAAAUAAACACCAAGUAAAUGAGUUUAAAAUAUUACAAAAACGUAUUUAACAGAUUUCAUUCCAUUAAACUCUCUUUGCACUUCUUUUAUACUAAAAAUUAAGUGGGCGCCCAAAACGAUAUCAAGGUCCCUUUUACUAACACUUGACACUUCUUGUCGUAAUAAGUGUUAAAGUGUUAAGUAGCGACAUCUCGACAGCUUGAAGAGGAGAUCUAAUUUCGAAUAAAAAUAAGGAAGCGUCAGACCAAGCUAAGCUGGCAGCGGUUUUGAUAGCCGAGAUUGUGCAAGUGUUAAGUAAAUGUCAUAGAUGUGAAACUUGCGCUGUCUGGGCUGUCAAAAUCGCCGUCAACAUAAAUUGUUUUUUUUUAUUGCCCAUGGAGAAAAUUUGAAAAGCAUUAGCAUAUUAUUAACCAUUAUUAUUAAUACUUCUAAUCCUUCUAUAUCUUUUUUUAUUUGAUAAAAUCACCCUUUUAAUUAACCUCGUAAGGUGGGCCUUACCUCGUAAGUAUUCCAAUUUUUAAUUUGAACCUUUCUGUAUAGUAAAUCGGGGUGAAUUUCCUUUGUCUGAGAAAGCAAUAAACAUGAAACAAAAGAAAUGCUACAUUAUCUGGUUCAUGAAAGGUACUAAUUAGAUUGCAACGAAUAUGUAGAUUGUAAUGUACAUUGGGCCUUACGAGAAACAUCUUUUGGAAUCUUGUGUGCAAUAGUAAUUUUUAAUGUUUUCAUUAGUUUGGUAAUAAAAUGGGUGUCAAGUACAUAAUAUACAUUCCUGUUAGUCUCUAGUCUUCCCUUGAUUCGAAUCUCAGCGCUGUCAAGAUUUAAUAUAAUAUAAUUAUUAGAGUUCGCACUUUCAAUCAAAUAAAUCACUUAGCCGUCAUCCGUGCGUUCAUUUCGCUCAGACUUGUCCGCACAAAAGACGCUCGCGCGAAUAACAGCUAACUGAUAUGAUUCCAAUAUCAUUAUACUAUCGGUUUGAUGUCAGUGUACCUUCUGAUGGGCCUGUUUGUUCGUAACUUAUCCGACAUGUCAAUAAUAUAUCAUAAUUCCAUUCAACAAUGGAAAGAACGUAAAAAUGUUCGUUAUUUCUUGCGCCACCAGAGGGCCUCGCUAAAUGUACCUUGCCCACAUAUAGUUUUGGUCUUGCACCGACACUGUGUAUCACAUUAACCUGUAAAAUAGUGGCUCUGACUAAUAGUGUCACUCAUACAAUGAAAGUUUCGUUCACUCACUUCACUCACUGUUCACUGUGCUCGUUCACUGUUGUCAGCUCUCAAGAACCAACCAGUACCGCGGACGCGAUAUCACACACGAUUUUAUUCAAGCCGUUAAAAAGUAUAGGUAGUUUCACGUUUUAUGUGCGUCGCUUCUUUACUUUGAUACUAGAGUUAGACCAAGAUAAGUCUGCAACGAUUUUGAUAGCACACGCAGUGCAAGUGUUAUUUUAUACGUCAUAAUUUCAUAGAUCCUAAACUGAAGGUUCAAAUGUCACUGGCAAAUUUUCGAUAUUUUUCUUGUAUGGCUGGGUCUUGGGAGGCUGUAAUAGGUAUGUAUUACAUGUGAAUUUUAAGAUAAUUUCGAUAGUUAUUUUGGCAGCUCUGAGAUUAGAUUCAUAUCACUUCCAUGUGUACAAGAGUAAUGAUUGUGACAGAUUUGAUAUUUUUAAACAAUUAUACAGCAAAAUGUUAUUUAUGAAAUCGGACAAUAUUUUCUCUCCCAAUAGAUACGGUUAAUAUAGAAAUAUAUAUGAAUAGAACGACAAAGCAAAAGGCAUAUUUUUAGAAUUAAGUUGUAUUCCACGUAUCUAAAAAAUGCGUGCAUGAAAUGUCGGGGGCCGCACUACAGCCCCCUGUUAUUGGGGGAAAUGUAAAUUUCAAGCUUAAGUUUUUAAUUUGCGCCACAAGAUGGCAGAACCUACAAUGGGCAUGGUAGCGUCGGCAGGGGCAGCACCUACUUUAACGUGAAGUGUCAAUGUCAAGUUUAAGUUUUCGAAAUAGGCCACAAGAUGCUGCCAUCUUGUGGCCUAUAUCGGAAACUUAUCCUCAAACGCGCAGUCUCUGUCCCCAUUAUCCAUUUUUCUUGUAAUAUUAAUGUUUUUUUUUUCGCUUAUUGUGAUGACGCAUUUCUAAAUACUACAUGGUAAAAUAUGGCUGAAUUUAUUAUAUUUUAUUUACUUACACAGAGCAUAUUCUACCACAGUAUGGUUUUUAAUCCACGCGGUUUGAAGUUACUGCAGCAUACAGUGCAAACUACAUAGCGACACUCAAGGGACCGGUCGUUAUUUGACGCUUUAGAGAGUUUUCGUUGUAUAGAGCGAAAUUAAUAUUAAAGUAAAGCAAUAGCCAACAAAUAUCGACGUUAUAGAGAAUUAAUCGUUAUAUCGAGUGACGUUAUAUGGAGUUUAAUCUGUAUUUGCUUAAAAAAUCUGCCUUUGUAUAUUUAAUUUGACUAAUCUGACAUUAACGGUAGUCCGUUAGAUUUCGCAAUUAAGUUGCUGUCUAUUUAUUACGAUGUCUACUUAGGCUAUGAUUUACGUUAGUCACGCACACACGCGUAUCGGUGCAUAAUGUUGUCUGCUCUAGUUUAGCAUUGUUACGGUUUGUAUUUAAAACUGACAAUUAAUAAUGAUAUUUUGAGUUGAGCUCUUAUAGUUAGACCAAGUUUAGUCUGCGGCGAUUCUGAUAGAAUACGCUGUGCAAGUAUUAUUUAUACGUCGUACAGUACCGGCCAAUAAUAUAUCACCUUUGUGUUUUUUCGUAUUAGCAUGUAUAGAGUAAACAAUAUAGGUGGUUUAUAGAAUGCAUAUUUUACUACUUAUUUUAUACAAAUAUACGAUGAAUACUGCAAUGAACAGUGAUCGGAACUAUGGGAGUAAAACUUUAACAAAAUUUGUUAAGCGGACAUAAAAUAGUGCAUACAGCCCUAAAAAUAUUCAUGUCCAUAGGGAUAGGAAGAGUAUAGUACUUACAGCCAUAAAAAUAUUUACAUUCAUAGAUAUUCGAAUAUGUUUAAGGCUAUAAGCACUCUUUUUCCGUCCGCUUGAUAAGUUUUGUUAAAGUUUUACUCCCAUAGUUCCGAUCACUGGCAAUGAAUUACAAUAGCAGAAUCAGCAAUUACUAAACAAGUUUUAAUCAAAAAAUCAUUACAUGAGACCAAUUUUUCUAAUCGCUCGCACAAAGGACUACUAGUAGACUACCUAAAGUCUAAACAAAUAUCUAUAAUAAAUAUAAAAAAAGUUCUACCUUAAAAAUAUGGAGGUGGAUCUAUUAUUGGCCGAUACUCUGAAUUUCAUAGAAAUUAGAAGUUUAAAAUAACAUUGCGUGUAUCUAAAUCGUUGCAAACUUACCUUGGUCUAGCUCUAACUGAGAAUAAAAUGGUUUUAAAUAAUGUUUUAUAAUUGAUUCUUUGUUUUGAGAUGGUAUUUUAUCACUAUUUAAGUUUGUUUUUUUAAGAAGUUUUAGUCGGUGUAGGUGAUCAGAAUAGUUUUUAUUUUAUAGACUUGUAAAAUGAUUUGAUUAACUCAUUUUUCAUACUUGAAAGCAUUUAUUCUCAGUUAGCAUUAUAACUAUUUUUAUUACAGAUUUCUGGCAUAAUUUCGAUGUUUGGGUUUGAGAUUUUUUAAUUAAAUGUUAACUUUAACAACA
This is a messenger RNA of Cydia pomonella (codling moth), 7626 nucleotides long. RefSeq names its product TBC1 domain family member whacked (gene wkd). The transcript is spliced from 7 exons. The record is from RefSeq and is a predicted model, not a curated record. NCBI's taxonomy places the organism in Eukaryota, Metazoa, Arthropoda, Insecta, Lepidoptera, Tortricidae. Bases 353 to 1426 code for a protein of 357 amino acids.